CCUCCCCCGCCCCCCCCGUAGCGGGGGAGAUGCCCCUGUGCCCCUCGCUCGUUCCGGGUGGUUCCAGCCGAGCGGCUCCGCGCACAUCCACAGUCACAUCCAGCCCCCGCUCCCCUCCCGGCCGGAGACCUGUCCGGGCAUCGCCUGUGUCAGCCCUCCCUGCAGACACUCCUCCUCGCCGUCACCCAUUGUCCACAAGGAGAUGGUACCUUCAGAUCCACACGCUGUGGAGAGCAGAAAGUCCUGGAGGGGAUUUGGGAGCGAAGAAGAAGAAAAAGAAGCAGAAGAGAAAAAAGGAGAAACCAAAUUCUGGAGGCACCAAAUCAGAUUCUGCAUCUGACUCCCAGGAGAUUAAAAUUCAACAGCCUUCAAAAAAUCCAGCCAUUCCAAUGCAGAAGCUUCAAGACAUCCAGAGAGCAAUGGAGCUGCUCUCUGCAUGCCAAGGCCCAGCAAAGAAUAUUGAUGAGGCUACCAAACGUAAAUACCAGUUUUGGGAUACACAACCUGUACCUAAACUCAAUGAAGUUAUAACUUCACAUGGUGCAAUUGAACCAGAUAAGGACAAUGUCCGCCUAGAGCCAUAUUCUUUGCCACAAGGUUUUAUGUGGGACACAUUGGAUCUUAGCAAUGCUGAAGUUCUGAAGGAGUUAUACACACUGUUAAAUGAGAACUACGUAGAAGAUGAUGAUAAUAUGUUUAGGUUUGAUUAUUCACCUGAAUUUCUUCUGUGGGCGUUACGUCCUCCAGGCUGGUUACCCCAGUGGCACUGUGGGGUUAGAGUGUCUUCAAACAAAAAACUGGUAGGAUUCAUAAGUGCCAUCCCUGCAAGUAUUCGUAUAUAUGACAGUGUGAAGAAAAUGGUAGAAAUCAAUUUUCUGUGUGUCCAUAAGAAACUGAGAUCUAAACGGGUAGCACCUGUACUAAUUCGGGAAAUAACCAGAAGAGUAAACCUGGAAGGAAUUUUUCAAGCUGUUUACACUGCUGGAGUGGUACUUCCCAAACCUGUGGCCACUUGCAGGUAUUGGCAUCGAUCACUAAAUCCCAGAAAAUUGGUGGAGGUGAAAUUUUCACAUUUGAGUAGAAACAUGACUCUACAAAGAACAAUGAAGCUCUACAGACUUCCUGAUGCCACAAAGACUUCAGGUUUGAGACCAAUGGAACAAAAAGAUACUAAAGCAGUACAAGAAUUAAUCAACACUUACUUGAAACAGUUUAAUCUUGCUCCUGUGAUGGAUGAAGAAGAGGUAGCCCACUGGUUCCUGCCUCGGGAUCAUAUUAUUGACACUUACGUGGUGGAGGGCUCAAAUGGUAUUUUAACAGACUUCCUGAGCUUCUACACAUUACCUUCAACAGUGAUGCAUCAUCCUGUUCAUAAAAGCCUCAAAGCUGCCUAUUCCUUUUACAAUAUUCAUACAGAGACUCCCCUGUUGGACUUAAUGAAUGAUGCACUCAUUAUAGCCAAAUUGAAAGGAUUUGAUGUAUUCAAUGCACUAGACUUAAUGGAAAACAAAACAUUCCUGGAAAAACUCAAGUUCGGGAUUGGAGAUGGAAAUUUGCAGUAUUAUUUGUACAACUGGAGGUGUCCGGGCAUGGAAUCUGAAAAGGUUGGUCUUGUAUUACAAUGAGGACACUCACAUUUCUAGAACUCUGAGGUCAUCGUUUUGAGUUAAUUUGAUCUCCAUAACUCUUGGAAUGGUAUUGUUCAAGAGGAGUAAAAGCACAACGUCGGUGAUACUGAAAUAGUCCAUUAAAUCUGAACAAUGAAAACAUCCACAUGUGACCAAAUUUAUGCAUUUUCAGAUAGAUCAGAAGGCCCAUGAAACUCUUCUAUUGUCCAUGAAAAGAAUAAAAAGCACAUUCAUUUAAGUUUCAAAGCUUAGCUUGCACCUUGAUGAGAAGAAGGUAUUUUUUUCCACUCUGUAGAAAAGACUGUUUUGUACAAACUGAACUUCAGUGGUGGAUUAGGGUACAAAAAUAUUUGCUAUUAUGUGGAUGAACUGCUGCAUUUCUAUUUAUUAAGUGGUGGUGUAUGUUUGUCAGUGUAACCGAAUGAAGGAUACAAAUUCGAGUAUCUUUGCUUAUUUACUUCACGUGGAUAUCAUCAUUUGGGGGAAAAUCAAGAAGUACGAUACGUUUGUAGCUCUAUGAAAGUCCUGGAUGCUUUUGUAACUGGAGCAGUAUGACAAUGUACUGGUUUAACUAGUGCAUUUGUUUCUCCAUAAGCAACGCUGCCAAAUCAAUAAAAAAUACAGAUUUGUACUUUGAUCUUCAAUAGAUCAGUGGAUUGAUUUAACAGUAUCGCACUGUUCAGUGCAGGUGUUAUCUAUGUUGCCGGAAUGAUAAUACAUUACUGUACUUAAUUUACAGUUGUGGCACAAAACCUUAGUUUUUCCUCAGUAGAAUAACAUCAGCCUGUGUGUAAAACUAAGAAUUUUAGUAGUGCUAUCAGGAUGUUUAUAGUUUGAAUGUUUUCAACGCUUCUGCGAAAUUGCACAUAUUCCUUUGUCUACUUUGAUUUCCUAUGAAGUCUGUAAUAAUGAAAAGUAUCUUGUGUAAAUAUGUAUUCAUAAAUUGUUCCUGGUAGUGUUUUUAUCCUGAAUUUGGAACAAGAAGUUUUGCUAUAUAUGUGGCUGGUAAGCAGAAGAGAAAUGCUCUGCCCUCAGUCCUUGGAAGUCUCUGUAACUGCGCUUCCUGAAAUGUAGGAGGGCUGAUCUUUAUUGUUGGGUGGAGCUGUUUUAAUUCCCUCAUGAAUGCUCAGCAACGGGAGUGGCUUCUGAAGCACUUUAUAUGCAUUCCAGCGUAGUGUCAUAGCUAGAUAUGAUAGCAGUUCUUUCAGCUCAUGGAUGCUGCAGUAAUGGGAGCACUGAGAAAAUCUGCAUUAAGAAACUGUUCUAGCUGAAAGUGCCAAAUUGUGGUAGUGAAGCCUCUGUGCUGUGAGCAUCUUUUGAAUGUGACUUGAAUAUCUCAUGAAAUGCAAAUGUCUAACUUUCCUUUUAAACAUGCCUGUAAUUCUGACAGCAGAUUUUGCUGAAAGUUUAAUUCUGUACAUGAAGAUAAAUUUGUCUGUUCUUCAUAACUGAUAGCUCUACCCACCUCCUUGUAGCAGUGGGGUUUUUCUUUCUUCCUGCUCCUUUUCCAAUGUGUGAAUGGUUUGUGUUUUGGUUUCUUUUUCUUGUUGAAUUGUGGUGAGAGGAUUCUCCCCUAGAAACAGUGAUACUUUCCCUUACUGCAUUAUAGCUCUGUGAUUAAAGCAUCCGACCUCCUUCAAACAAA
Messenger RNA from Corapipo altera (White-ruffed manakin), 3273 nucleotides. RefSeq names its product N-myristoyltransferase 2 (gene NMT2). The record is from RefSeq and is a predicted model, not a curated record. Bases 30 to 1625 code for a protein of 531 amino acids. The transcript has 12 exons. Lineage: Eukaryota; Metazoa; Chordata; Aves; Passeriformes; Pipridae. Gene Ontology annotation, biological process: N-terminal peptidyl-glycine N-myristoylation. Gene Ontology annotation, molecular function: glycylpeptide N-tetradecanoyltransferase activity. Gene Ontology annotation, cellular component: cytoplasm.